Messenger RNA from Danio rerio (zebrafish), 1923 nucleotides. It is a transcript of the gene fzd5, whose product is annotated as frizzled class receptor 5. Gene Ontology annotation, cellular component: perikaryon; membrane; axon. The record is from RefSeq and is marked provisional. Gene Ontology annotation, biological process: animal gross anatomical part developmental process; system development; cell surface receptor signaling pathway. NCBI's taxonomy places the organism in Eukaryota, Metazoa, Chordata, Actinopteri, Cypriniformes, Danionidae. Gene Ontology annotation, molecular function: transmembrane signaling receptor activity.
AAAAAACCCUGAGCUGAGUAAGUACUCAAGAAUUGAAAUUCAUAGCUUUCCAGUAUGAGGAAACCUGCAGACGAGCAUCAUUUCACCAUGGAGACCUCAGGGAUGCACCUGGUCGGAUUUUGGCUGCAUGUCCUGCUGCUGUUUCAACUUUCUGGGCUCGGAGAUUCAGCUUCUAAGGAUAUAGUGUGUGAGCCCAUCACUGUACCCAUGUGCAAAGGAAUCGGAUACAACCACACGUACAUGCCCAACCAGUUCAAUCACGACAACCAGGAUGAAGUCGGCUUAGAAGUGCACCAGUUUUGGCCGCUUGUUCGAAUUCACUGCUCCCCAGACUUGCUUUUCUUUCUGUGCAGUAUGUACACCCCCAUCUGCCUUCAGGACUACAAAAAGCCCCUGCCACCGUGCAGGUCUGUGUGUGAGAGAGCGAAGAGGGGUUGCUCCCCCCUCAUGAUCCAGUAUGGGUUUGAGUGGCCAGAGCGGAUGAGUUGUGAGCAGCUGCCUAUGCUGGGUGACACCGAUCGGCUUUGCAUGGACAGAAACAGCAGUGAAACCACAACUCUAUCACCUCCAUUCCCCAAACCCACUCCCAAGGGAACGCCACGUCACAGAGCCACUGCAAAAUCUGCUCCCCCACAAAAAUGUGAUCGGGAAUGUCAUUGCCGGGGCCCUCUGGUGCCCAUUAAAAAAGAAGCACAUCCUCUUCAUAACCGUGUGAAUACUGGCUCUCUACCUAACUGUGCACUGCCUUGCCACCAACCCUACUUUUCCCAGGAUGAGCGCACCUUCACCACCUUCUGGAUAGGGCUAUGGUCGGUGCUUUGCUUUGUGUCGACGUUCACCACGGUGGCCACUUUCCUCAUCGACAUGGAGCGCUUCAAAUAUCCAGAGCGGCCGAUUAUCUUCCUGGCUGCUUGUUAUCUGUUUGUGUCACUGGGGUACAUUGUGCGACUGCUUGCAGGCCAUGAGCGGGUGGCUUGCGAGGGCACUGGUGACCAGCAGCACAUUCUCUACGACACCACAGGUCCUGCCCUGUGCACGCUGGUUUUUCUGCUCAUUUACUUCUUCGGAAUGGCCAGCUCCAUCUGGUGGGUGGUGCUCUCCUUCACCUGGUUUCUUGCGGCGGGGAUGAAAUGGGGGAAUGAAGCCAUCGCAGGCUACUCUCAAUACUUCCACCUUGCGGCUUGGCUCGUCCCUAGUGUGAAGUCUAUCGCAGUCCUGGCCUUGAGCUCAGUUGAUGGAGACCCUGUGGCUGGGAUCUGUUACGUGGGCAACCAGAGCUUGGAGGGCCUACGAGGCUUUGUGUUGGCACCACUGGUCGUCUACCUCUUCACUGGCUCGCUCUUCCUCCUGGCUGGCUUCGUUUCACUCUUCCGCAUACGUAGUGUCAUUAAACAGGGUGGCACUAAGACGGACAAGCUAGAGAAGUUAAUGAUCCGUAUUGGGCUCUUCACCGUUCUGUACACUGUACCUGCCACUAUUGUGGUGGCGUGCUUGGUGUAUGAGCAACAUUACAGGCCAAGUUGGGAGCGUGCGCUGGCUUGUUCUUGCCCAUCUGAGCGCCAGAGACUAGGCAUGGGUCCGGACUACGCCGUCUUCAUGCUCAAAUACUUCAUGUGUCUUGUUGUAGGCAUUACCUCAGGUGUUUGGAUCUGGUCAGGGAAGACUUUAGAGUCCUGGAGGCGCUUUAUUGCACGGUACGUCCCAUGUAGGACCCGGAAGCCACCUGUUUCAGCCUCAUCCAUGUACAGUGAGGCAAGCACAGCUCUCACAGCCCGAGCUGGGACAGCACCCACUGGGACCUAUCACAAAUCAGCACCCUCAUCACAUGUCUGAACAUAAUACACAUUGUAAACCUUACAGGUGUGCAGGUCAUGACUCUGAACGAGCAGGUGUCUAUUCACACCGGAUUUGAUGGAUGGCAUG